AUGUCAGAUGCCAGCGGCUACGAGUAUGAUGGAGGGACUGAGAUUAGCCCCAUCGAUGAGGCAGAGGUGCGCGCAGCUGUGCGGCAGGAUCUUGACAGGGGCAUCACCUCCUUUGUCGUCAGCGGCGUCUUCUCCCCAGUCAACAGCAGCCAGGAGACCAGGGUCAAGCAGAUUUUGGAGGAUGAGAUCCAUCAGGCAUCUACCGAGGGUGGGAAGCCCAUACAAGCGCACAUAACACUGAGUCAUGAGGUGGCUCAGCUGGGGAUACUGGAGCGUGAGAAUGCAGCUAUUCUGAAUGCUGCGUUGCGUCCCCUGGCUGCGCAGCUCAUUCCGGCCUUCCAGGAGGCCAUGCAGGGCGCUGGCAUUGGCGGCCGCCUGUUUCUCACCUCCAACGAUGGCACCCUCAUCUCAGCCGAAGCCGCCAUGCAGGCGCCGAUAGUGACUUUUCAGAGCGGUCCAGUCAACUCCCUGCGCGGGGCGGUUUUCUUGAGCGGCAUGAAGGACGGCCUGGUCAUCGACAUAGGGGGCACAACUACCGAUGUGGGAGUGCUCAUCAAUGGCCUGCCACGGCCGGCGGCAGCGACGGUGGACAUUGCUGGCGUGCGCACAAACUUUGCGCUGCCAGACGUUCUGAGCAUAGGCCUGGGAGGAGGCAGUCAUGUGGAGUGGAGGAAGCAGAAUGGCACUUGUGAUGUGGGUCCCCAGAGUGUUGGGCACGAAUUGACUAGCAAGGCCCUGGCUGCUGGGGGCAACGCUUGCACAGCCACCGACGUGGCUGUGCUGCUCCGCAAAAUGGAGUUUGGGGAUGUGCCAGUGGUGGUGGUGGGGGGAGGAGCGGCCCUGUGCAAUGACUCACUGGAGGGGGCUUCCUCAGUCAUCCGACCGCCCUUCGCAUCCGUUGCAAAUGCAGUUGGAGCAGCAAUCCCCCAGGUGAGUGGCAUGGUGGAUGGGGUGUAUGCAUUGGGUGGUGGCGGAGAGCAUCGGGCGCGAGUGCUGGCAGAGGCAGAGGCUGCAGCCAAGGCGCAGGCUGUCGCUGCAGGCGCCCACUCAGAUACCUGUCAGACGGUGGUGAAGGAUGAGAUUCCAUUGGCAUACGUGCCGGGAGGGGUAGCAAGGGUACAUAUCAGGGUUGUGGGGGAUCUAAAAUACCUUGCGCACACCGCGGCAAGCAUGUCUCCACCAGAGAGCCAGCCUGCAGUGGGAUCUAUGACUGAUAAAGCAACCAAAGAGAGCAUAUCAGACAGGCAGGCCACCCAUGCAGAAGCUUCAGGCUGCGGCAUUCUUGGCACCGGCGGUGGAGGGAGCCCCUACAUCAACCGACUAAAGGUCAUGAGAGAGUUAGACAGAGGUGGAGUCAUCCGAGUGAUAUCAGCAGACACAGUGCCUGAUGAGGCAAUGGUGGCGGAGGCCGGCGGCAUGGGAGCGCCCACUGUGGGCUGUGAGAAACUGGAUGCAUUUGAAUGCGAGGCUGCCCUAAGAGCCCACGCGGCAGCAGAUCCGCUCAAGCGGCCGCUGCAUGCGGUGAUGAGCUGCGAGAUCGGCGGAGGGAACGGCCUGGAGCCCCUGGCCAUCGGCGCGCGCAUGGGCUCGCCCAUCGUGGAUGCAGGCUUCAUGGGACGCGCCUUCCCUGAAGUCCAGAUGAUGACAAGUGCCAUCUACGGGCACAGCCUGACGCCGGCAGCGCUGGCGGACGAGAAGGGGAACGUUGUUGUGGUGCAGCAUUGCGCAUCUCCCCAAUGGCUGGAGCGCCUCCUGCGGCCUGUGUGCACGGCAAUGGGGUGCGCGGCGGGGCUCUCCACGGCGCCGCUUACGGGCCGAGAGCUGCGCCGCGUGGCCGUAAAGGGGACCGUAAGCCUGGCCUGGCGCCUCGGCCGGGCCGUCAUUGGCGCGCGCGAUGCAAAAGCCGACGCCGUCCGCGCGGCCGCAGCCGAAGGCGGCGGCAAUGUGCUGUUCACUGGCAAGAUCACAGAUGUGGAGAGGGCCACGUCGGAGGGGUUUGCGAGGGGGCAUUUCAGCGUCGAGGACCUGCAAGACAACCGGGGGCAGCUCAUGACUAUCCAGUUCCAGAAUGAGAACCUGGUUGCACACGUGAAUGGGCGCCUGGUGCUCAGUGUGCCUGACCUAAUCUGCUGCCUCGCCACUGACGGGGGACAGGCACUGCAGACGGAGGAUCUGCGCUAUGGGCUGAGGGUGUCGAUUGUGGGGCUGCCAGCACAUCCCCUCCUGCGCACGCCAGAGGCCUUGGAAGUGGUGGGCCCUGCCGCGUUUGGAUAUGACAAUUUGCAUGCAACUGCCCACAAGUGCAGCGUGAACUAA
This is a messenger RNA of Coccomyxa subellipsoidea C-169, 2316 nucleotides long. RefSeq names its product DUF917-domain-containing protein. The transcript has 17 exons. NCBI's taxonomy places the organism in Eukaryota, Viridiplantae, Chlorophyta, Trebouxiophyceae, Coccomyxaceae. Gene Ontology annotation, molecular function: 5-oxoprolinase (ATP-hydrolyzing) activity. Bases 1 to 2316 code for a protein of 771 amino acids. Gene Ontology annotation, cellular component: cytosol. Gene Ontology annotation, biological process: glutathione metabolic process. The record is from RefSeq and is a predicted model, not a curated record.